Messenger RNA from Chlorocebus sabaeus (green monkey), 3267 nucleotides. Lineage: Eukaryota; Metazoa; Chordata; Mammalia; Primates; Cercopithecidae. The record is from RefSeq and is a predicted model, not a curated record.
AUGGCCGAGAUGGACAUGAAGCCAGUCCCUGUUCCCAGCAAAAGGCUUUGCGUUCAUGUCAUCCUGCACCUUUUUUACUCCACAGGGGGAGAAGCACUACACCUAAUCCUCUUACCUGCUAUAGGCAACGUGGCAGAGAAUUCUCCACCUGGGACUUCAGUGCACAAGUUUUCUGUGAAGUUAUCAGCAUCACUGUCACCUGUGAUCCCAGGAUUUCCCCAGAUAAUCAACUCAAAUCCCCUCACUGAAGCCUUCAGGGUGAUUCGGCUGUCACACACCUACUUUGAGGUUGUCACCACUUGGAAGGAACAGCUAGAUUUUGAAACAGGACCAAACAUAUUUGAUUUGCAGAUUUAUGUGAAGGAUGAGGUUGGUGUCACAGACCUGCAAGUCCUGACCGUCCAGGUAACAGAUGUGAACGAGCCACCCCAGUUUCAAGGCAACUUGGCGGAAGGUCUACACCUCUACAUAGUAGAAGGAGCAAACCCUGGAUUCAUUUACCAGGUUGAGGCCUUUGAUCCAGAAGACACAAGCCGAAAAAUUCCCCUCAGUUAUUUCCUGAUUUCUCCCUCAAAGAGCUUCAGAAUGUCUGCUAAUGGCACCCUCUUCUCCACAACAGAACUGGACUUCGAAGCAGGACACAGCAGUUUCCAUCUCAUCGUGGAGGUGAGGGACAGUAGAGGCCUCAAAGCCUCCAGAGCACUCCAGGUGAAGCCCCUCACUUUACCAGACCGGGUGCGGUGGCUCACGCCUACAUGAGUGUACCCGAUCCUGGAGGAACUGAGUCCAGGAAGCAUCAUGGCCAAUAUCACAGCGGAGAAUCCUGAUGAUGAAGGUUUUCCUAGUCACCUCCUCUACAGCAUUACCACUGUUAGCAAAUAUUUCAUGAUAAAUCAGUUGACUGGUGCAAUCCAAGUGGCCCAAAUGAUACACCGAGAUGCAGGUGAAUUGAGACAAACUCCUACCAUUUCCCUGGAAGUUCUAGUGAAGGACAGACCAUAUGGGGGUCAGGAGAAUCACAUCCAGAUGACCUUCAUUGUGGAAGACAUCAGCAACAAUCCUGCCACAUGCCAAAGGUCCACCUUCAGCAUUAUGGUGCCGGAAAGAACAGCCAAGGGGACGUUGCUUCUUGACCUGAACAAGUUCUGCUUUGAUGAUGACAGUGAGGCACCAAACAACAGAUUCAACUUCACCAUGCCAUCUGGAGUGGGGAGCGGCGGCAGAUUUUUACAGGAUCCAGCUGGCUCUGGGAAAAUUGUGCUGAUUGGUGAUCUAGACUAUGAAAAUCCAAGUAACCUAGCAGCCGGCAAUAAAUAUACGGUGAUAAUCCAGGUGCAGGAUGUGGCCCCCCCUUACUAUAAAAAUAAUAUCUACAUUUAUAUCCUAACAAGCCCAGAAAAUGAGUUCCCUCUCAUUUUUGAUAGGCCAUCCUACGUAUUUGAUGUGUCAGAAAGAAGGCUGGCCAGAACCUGAGUGGGACAGGUGCAAACCACUGAUAAAGACCUCCCCCAGUGCAGCCUCGUGUACUCCAUCUCCACCGGAGGGGCCAGCCUCUGGUACCCGAACGUAUUUUGGAUUAAUCCCAAGAUGGGAGAACUCCAGCUGGUAACUAAAGUGGACUACGAAACAACCCCUAUCUAUAUUCUCAGAAUCCAGGCCACCAACAACAAGGACACAAGCUCUGUCACUGUUACCGUGAACAUCCUUGAAGAAAAUGAUGAAAAGCCCAUUUGUACUCCAAACUCUUAUUUCCUGGCCCUCCAAGUGGAUCUGAAAGUUGGCACAAAUAUUCAGAAUUUCAAGCUGACGUAUACUGACCUUAAUUGCAGCCCCAGAUCUUUCCAUUAUUCCACUGGCUCAGGUAACGUCAACAAUCAUUUCACCUUCUCUCCCAAUGCUGGUUCCAACGUCACACGCCUGCUGCUUACAUCUCCCUUUGACUAUGCUGGUGGGCUUGAUAAGAUCUGGGACUACAAGCUACAUACUGUCUACAUAACUGAUGACAACUUGCUGUCUGGCAGGAAGAAAGCUGAGGCUCUUGUUGAGACAGGAACAGUGACACUGAGUAUUAAAGUCAUUUCCCACCCAACCACUGUCAUCACCACAACCCCCAGGCCCAGGGUCACCUACCAGGUCCUGAGGAAAAACGUUUACUCUCCAUCUGCGUGGUACGUUCCUUUUGUCAUCACUUUGGGCUCCAUAUUGCUUCUGGGUCUCCUGGUGUUCCUGGUCGUCCUAUUGGCCAAAGGCAUCCACAGACACUGCCCCUGCAAGACUGGGAAGAACAAGGAACAUCUGACAAAGAAAGGAAAUAGGUUCGUACCUGUUUCCCUCGUCUGUUGUUUUUUGCUUGCUCUGUUGUGCUACAUAAAAAGGUUCCUACUCGGCAGAGAAUCAGGCUGCGAUCACGUCUUGGAGCAUUUUCAGCUGCAUCUUCCGCGGAUGGAAGGAAGUGGAGAAACGAAGACUGCAAAGAGAGACGUUGUGGUGGAAACUAUCCAGAUGAAAGUCUUUGAUGGAGAAGUCAUAAAUCCAGUGACCGGGGAAAUGUAUGCAUUCAACUCAAAAACUGGAUCCAGAAAGUGGAAAGAUCCACUAACCCAAAUGCCAAAAUGGAAAGAGCUCAGCUCCCAGGGAGUGGCCCCAUGCAGAGUCGCUGCUGGGGAAGGGAUGGGGCCACUGAGAAGCACCAACCGGGGAAAAGAUGAGCUGAGUGGCAAAGCGUGGGCUGAGGAUGCUGGUCUGGGUUCCAGAAAUGAGGAUGGCAAGCCGGGCACCCCAAAGAACAGAAAUCCAGCCUUCAUUAACAGGGCUUCCCCCAAACCACACCCAGGAAAGUAAACAGGGGCCUGUUAAUCACUGGGAUGCUGCCUCACCCUAAAUUCUAUGGGGACAGUGUGGGCAUGGCAUAGGUGGGACAAUGUGGGCUGAGGGGAUUCAGACAUCCAGGGUCAAACAUGAGAUAUCUGACAAAUUUUUAAACAAACAGAAAGGGAUUUGAUCACAUAGUUUCCUGUUCUGAAAUGAUACAGGAACAUUUUCUAUCAGAUCUCAGAACUACCUGUGCUUCUGAUCAGCAGGACUGUUAACUUUGGGGUGUGGAAUUGUGUUUCUUCUUUGCAUUGACUGCUAGGAAGCUCUAUUCUGUUCAGUUCACAGGACUUCCUGACACAAAUAGUGAAGACUAUCCUUACAUCUGGUUUCCACCUUAUUUUCCUGCCCUGGUUUUAACAUCACCCAGAUUUCUUCACUUAUAAAUAUACUAUA